This is a messenger RNA of Daldinia vernicosa, 1452 nucleotides long. RefSeq lists its product as uncharacterized. The transcript is spliced from 2 exons. NCBI's taxonomy places the organism in Eukaryota, Fungi, Ascomycota, Sordariomycetes, Xylariales, Hypoxylaceae. The record is from RefSeq and is a predicted model, not a curated record. Bases 1 to 1452 code for a protein of 483 amino acids.
AUGAGCACGCUGAUUCCUAGAGGGCCUUCGAACGCCGCCCGUGGUCAAUGGCGGGACCGUGGUGGCGGUCGCGGUCGCGGUACUGGUAGUGGUAGUGGUAGCUGGCGAGGACGAGGACGAGGCAAUGGUGGGAGAGAACAAGGUCCUAACUCGAGCCGAAACAAAGAUCAACCAUCUAGGAGUACUAUUGAUGAUGCCCCUCUCGGCCGGCUUAUCACGAAGAUUACUUUAGGAAGUGCUUCAAAUUAUAACACGCAAGCGGGUGAUGCGAAGAUUAGCGAUUGCAAAUACGCAGCAUCGUACUCUCUAGUCGACUCUAAAACACCCAAAAUUAUCGUUCCAGGAGAACCAGCAAAAUGGACGCCACCUCAAUUACCUUCGCAGCUUCCUGGAGAUCGUGGCGAUUAUCUUCGAGAUCACAAUGGAGCAAGAUUUCCCGAACACCCCAUGCUGCCCUCUGUCCAUUCCCUUCUUUCUCUGAAUGAAGGGUUUGACACUUCAGGAGUUGACAUUAUGGGUUGCGCGAGUUCCCUAGGAGACAUUCUCCGGUUCGUACGAUCGGUCAAUUUAACCUUCAGAUUCGAUGUUGAAAUGGUUGGAGAUACUUUAUUCCUGAUUCGUAACUGUCGCGAUCAAGUUAUUCCUGACGUCCGUGGAUAUGGCCAUUCCUUCUUAGAUUCCUUCACUUCUUAUGAACCCAAGAUGCGGGAAACAAAAUCACAUCAGCGUAUCGUCUCUUAUUCCUUCAGCGGGCUGAAAUGUCUCGUUCGUUUUGAAUGCGACGGAUAUUUAGCAAGUGAUGGAGAGGAUUUCACUGCUACGACUACUAAACUAGAUGGCUUGAACCUUUCAAAAUCCCCCGCUAUCGAGACAGCCGGAGCGAUCAUACCUCAGCAGUCAAUCAUUGAAAUUAAGACGAGAUCUAAGGCAAGAUCUCAAGUCGGUGCGCCAGUUGAUAUGGAUGAGCAAUUGCCUAGGCUAUGGCUUCGUCAAAUUCCUAACUUCGUCACGGCAUAUCACGUUACAGGAAACUUCGAAGAUGUUCAAGAAAAAGCCGUCGAGAAAGAAUUGCUCGAUUGGGAAAGUAGCCAUCAAUCCGAACUCCAGAAAUUCGCUUCCAUUCUACGCCAAUUGAUUGUUGAGGCCAAACGGGCAGGUCAUUUGAAGCUCGAACUGUGUCGAACUGACUCAGGACCACUCGAAUUAAGGGAGCAGGCCGGUAAACCUCGGGAAGUACUUCCAAGUGAUUGGAGGGAUAUAUGGGCUAGGCAGAAUCAGGGACCAGGCAGCGAUGGCACAGCCUGCUUGAGUGAUGAGGACGAGGACGACAGUUAUCCCAGCCUGCUUUCUCGGAAGGGCGAAUCUGACGAAUCGGAUGAUUCUGAUGAUGAUUUCUCGCUAGAUUUCACAGCGUGUGAUCCUAGCUGCGGAUAUUGCGGUAAGUGUGCCUAA